UGCCGCCCGGGAGGCGGGGCUGUAGCGCAUGCGCGCAGCGAGGCGGGGGCUUCGGCGGUGUCGCCGCGCUCGGUGGUGGGGGGAGGCGGCAAAGUUUCUUCAGAGGGGAAGGGGGGGGACAGGGCCGCCCGCCGCGCCGCGUUGCGUAGUGCCGCGCCGCGCCCUGCCCUGCCGCUGGCCGGGAGCGCGGCGGGAGGCGGCGGUCGCCGCGCGGCCCGGCUCUCCUCGCGGGGGCUCCCCGGACCUGCCCUGGACUCCAUGUAAUGUUCAGGGUCAGAAAUGCCUUAUGUGGAUCGUCAGAAUCGCAUUUGUGGUUUCCUAGAUAUUGAAGAAAAUGAGAAUAGUGGGAAGUUCCUGCGGCGGUACUUCAUUCUGGACACACGAGAAGAUAGUCUGGUGUGGUACAUGGAUAACCCACAGAAUCUUCCCUCUGGAUCUCCACCUGUUGGAAUCAUUAAACUUACUUAUAUUUCAAAGGUUAGCGAUGCAACUAAGCUAAGACCAAAGGCAGAAUUCUGUUUUGUUAUGAAUGCAGGGAUGAGAAAAUACUUUCUACAAGCCAAUGAUCAGCAAGACCUAGUGGAAUGGGUAAAUGUUCUGAACAAAGCUACCAAAAUAACAGUACCAAAGCAGCCUGAUCCUCUCUGUCAAAUGGAUAAUGCUAAUCGUCAAGCUGAAAGCCCAGGUGCGAAGAAGCAAGUGUCUUACAGGACAGAAAUUGUUGGUGGUGUUCCUAUCAUUACACCUACCCAGAAAGAAGAAGUCAAUGAGUGCAGUGAAGGGGGUGAUAGAAAUUAUUUGAAACGGUCGCAAAGUCACCUUCCCUAUUUUACUGCUAAACAUCCCCCAGAUAAUGCUAUUAUCAAAGCUGGCUACUGUGUUAAACAAGGAGCAGUGAUGAAGAACUGGAAGAGAAGAUACUUUCAGUUAGAUGAAAACACAAUAGGCUAUUUCAAGUCUGAACUGGAGAAGGAACCUCUCAGGGUUAUACCACUUAAAGAGGUCCAUAAAGUUCAGGAAUGUAAACAAAGUGAUAUAAUGAUGAGAGACAAUCUCUUUGAAAUUGUAACAACUUCUCGAACCUUUUAUGUACAGGCGGACAGUCCAGAAGACAUGCACAGUUGGAUAAAAGCAAUCUCUGGGGCCAUUGUAGCACAGCGGGGACCUGGAAGAUCAGCAGCUUCUAUGCGGCAGGCCAGAAGGCUGUCGAAUCCUUGUAUACAGAGGUAUACAUCAAGAACUGGUGAAUGCAGCACGAGCAUUCCGAGUCUUCUUCAGAAUCCAACCAUGCUUUCCGUUCUGCCACCCCAGCAGCAGCCGCCUCACAUUCCACAGCCUCUCACAGCAGCCCUCUGGUCCCAAACCUUAACUCCAAAUACCCUGCCUUGGAGAAGCGAGGAUUUCACGAAUCUUUUACCAAGGCCAAGCCAGGGAACUACAAGAUCCAGGUUGUCACUCCAAGAGAACCAGCUUCCAAAGUGACUGAACAGGGCUUAUCAGAACCCCAAAGUAAAAAUGGCACUCAGGAACAGGAUCCUGGCCUUGUGGAUCUGGAUGAUGCAAGCCUUCCAGUUAGUGAUGUGUAAGAAUGGAAGUGUUUGGAGAAUGAUCCAUUUGUUCAGUCCUCUAAUUUCCUUGCUUGGACGUUUAACCAAAGAAAAUUAUAGGAAAAAAGAACAAAGAAAAUGGAACACUGAUUUUUAUAUAUAUGUAUGUGUGUGUAUGUACACACGUGUAUAUAUAUAUGUGUGUGUAAUGUUUGUAUAUUGCCUUUCAGCUGAGGGUCAAAAAUGGACCUUACACAUUUUCUCAAAGCCUGAUAGUAAAUCACUUACUAGGGAGGGGCCAAACUGCACAAUUUAAAAGAAAAAAGCAGACAAAAAAAAGUACUUCUGCAAAUAAGUAAGGUACCAGCAACUUUUCAUCCCUAAUUUGGCAAACUAAAUUUACAAUUAUUGGUAUAUUGUGGAAAACUUAUUGCCAACAAAUGUUGCUGUUUUCGUUAUGAACUACAGUAAGGUUUUAGGCAUAUAUGAAAAUUGUUUCUCUCCAUGAAUAAGAUGCCAGGAAAUGCACAAAAAAAGUUUCUUCUGUUCUUUAGGAUCAACUGAAUUGUUAUCAGAACAAGAAUUCUGAACUCCCUUGGAAUUCUAAGUAUAUGGUGCUGUAAAAUUUCCACUAAAAUAAUAUUUUGAAUAGUCAGCCUAUUUUUGAUGCGCUCCUGAAGGUGGUUUGUAACUUUUUGCACAUUUAGAUUUUAAUGGACUGCAUGUAAUGGUGUUUUGGAGGGAGAAGAAGAGAAAUUAGGCUUUUGAAUUUGGACACUUCAGACCUUUUGGACGAAAUAGGGUUUAUAUUGUGUUACAUUAGGCUUUGCAGCAGUUAUUUUUAUGAAAUGUGUAAACAUAUCAUGUGAUUACUGUUUUGGUUUUCUUAUCAGUGCUUUCUGAGCAGUUCUUGUUUCUAUAUUUGAUCAGUGGAAGACCUUCUUGUUUUGUUGUUAUUGGUACUGAACUGUUCAUAGUCAUGCAAUUGUGGCCUAUAACUUCUGGUGCACUAAUAAUCUUAAGUGCCUGUGUUUUUUCUCAUGUUGUUGAAACACUUUCAGACUAGGUAUGUACACAAACCAUUCUUCAUGGUUUUGAACCUUCGGUUGGAGUUGUUCUGAAUAGCAUAGUUCAAAACAGCUAUUUAAAAUAGAAAACUUACGCUAGGGGUACCAGCAUUCUGGUAUUGCAUCUACUAGCUGUGCAAUAUAUGUUUUUGAAAAAAGAGUAUUUGUUGUUUGUGUACAGUGUCUUAUGGGGCUUCAGUGAUGCAAACGAAAAGAACCUUUACAUUUCAAGCAUUGGAUUAGAUUGUGUACUUUUCAUAGUUCUUGAAAAAUGUUUGCUUUAAUCAACACCCCACAAAUAUCUCAUGCUGCUGCUUAUUUUGAUUCAGAUUGUCCAGCAUUUUUUUUUGUCUACUGGAACUUAAGUUACAUAUCAUACAAGUUUAUCUUCUCUCCAACUUCCAGACUGACUUCUUUCUUGAGAGAUAUGGAUGGCUUUACCAUAAUAACUUGUUGAUCCAAGGAUAGAAUAAUUGCUGUCAUAUAAGAAUGAAGUAUAAUCUAAUUUCAAAAUCUUAAAUUAUAUCAGCACCUUCAAUAUUUUUAUCCAUAAGCUAACCAUUGUCAUAAGGCAGUGGUAUUUGUAAAUUACUGUUUUUGUUUGACUCUUUAGCUACAUGUGAAAACUAGCACAGGAUUGGAAGUUACUGUAAAUGUCUAAACUGGUAUUGUAAGUUUUAACUUCUAUUAAAAACAUGACAAUAGCUCUUUGAAGGCUUAUUUUUUCACAAGUACAUUCUGUGUGGAAGACACUUUGCAUUGAAAUAUUUUUACUGUAAUCUGACAUUUGAAAUCACUUGCUCUGGUACAGCUUUCACACUGCAUGUUCAUUUUAUUGUAUUUUGCUAUUGGCAAUUUUACACAUUGGGUGGAGGUAAAGCAGCUCCAUUAUGGGACUCCUUAAAAGAGGAAAAAGAAAAAAAAAGAACUACUACUUCUGUAGUUCGGUAGCAUAGGGAAAUAUUUGUGGUUGGUAAUUGUCAGGGUCUCCUAUUUAUCAGUACUUUUAUAAAUCUAUGAAAAUUGUUAAAUUAUUUUAGAAUGAGUGCUGUAAAUAUGUGACAUUUAAAUUGUCAAUAAAUCAGUUUGGGUAACUUAAAAUAA
Messenger RNA from Dromaius novaehollandiae (emu), 3718 nucleotides. RefSeq names its product pleckstrin homology domain containing A1 (gene PLEKHA1). The record is from RefSeq and is a predicted model, not a curated record. The transcript has 13 exons. NCBI's taxonomy places the organism in Eukaryota, Metazoa, Chordata, Aves, Casuariiformes, Dromaiidae. Bases 280 to 1482 code for a protein of 400 amino acids.